UUGUUGCACAUUAGUUUAGAUUAUUUUGUCAUAUUUAAAACCUUUUUUAAGCAAUUGGGUGUUGGGGUUUAGUUGCGCAACAUUAACACAACCAACUUUAAACGUAGUAACAUUACUCGGGGAGGAUUGCUUAAGUCGUUUUUUUUUUGUUUUUUUUUUAUUUAUUUUUUUACAUUUAUUAUUAUUUUUGAUUUCUUGCAGGAGCAGCGUUACUGAACCAAAGUUUUUUGUAUGAGUUGCGGAUAAGGAGAGGCAAAGGGGAAAAGGCCUCAAGCCUCGGACGGGAUUUUAAAGCAAUGGCCGGUAAUUUUGAUGCAGAGGACCGUGGUAGUUGGUACUGGGGGAGGCUGAGCCGUCAGGAAGCCGUGUCUCUCCUGCAGGGACAGAGACAUGGCGUUUUCCUGGUGAGAGACUCAAUAACCAGCCCCGGAGACUACGUGCUGUCCGUUUCAGAAAACUCAAAAGUGUCUCAUUAUAUAAUCAACAGCAUCAGUAACAACCGGCAAUCUGGCUCAGGUUUGGCUCCUCCUCGGUUUCGGAUUGGUGAUCAGGAGUUUGAGGCGCUGCCGGCCCUACUGGAAUUUUAUAAGAUCCACUACCUGGACACCACCACACUCAUAGAGCCCAUAAGCAAGGCCAAGCACGCAGGAUUCAUCAGCUCCGCCGCUGCUGGCCCCCCCCAGCAGCCCGACGAGGCUGAGUUUGUCCGGGCGCUGUUUGACUUUCCCGGCAAUGACGACGAGGACCUCCCCUUCCGCAAAGGGGACAUCCUCCGCGUUUUGGAAAAGCCGGAGGAGCAGUGGUGGAACGCCGCUAACCAGGAAGGCCGAGCCGGAAUGAUCCCCGUGCCUUACGUGGAGAAGUACCGGCCCGCCUCGCCCUCUUCCGCUGGCCUUGGUCCCCCGGCUGCGGGGACGGGACAGGGAGGUGUUGGAGGUGUAGCGGGCAGCACAGAUGGAACAGGGGCCCCUCAGGUUAGCCCUCUGGGGGACCCGGGCCAGUACGCCCAGCCAGUGGUCAACACGCAGCUUCCCAACCUACAGAAUGGGCCCGUCUAUGCCCGAGCCAUUCAGAAGAGGGUGCCCAACGCCUACGACAAGACGGCGCUCGCUCUGGAGGUGGGCGACAUGGUAAAAGUGACCAAGAUCAACGUUAACGGCCAGUGGGAGGGCGAGUGCAAAGGCAAGCGAGGCCACUUCCCUUUCACCCACGUCCGACUGUUGGAACAACACCAUCCUGAUGACGAGAGCUGAGAAACACAACAGCACACUCCCAAUCACUCGACAGUGUCCAGCACAUCCCUUCCCUUCGGUCUUUUUUUAAUUUUAUUUUUGUCAUCAUGCUCAGAAUGAAAGAUUUAUAUAAGCACACAGUUUAUGAACCUUUUUGAGCUAAAGCCGGUCAGCAGCUUCUGAUCUCCGCCAAUGCAAGACGUGACGAUGGCCGUCGGUCUCACGAAGAGUUUACACUACGGUCAGACUGAUAUCGGUUUGCUUAUAUUAGCUUUUGACGUCCUCUCUGACCACAGCCACUUAAAAAUUCUCUGACGCCUGCAGUGACAUAUUCCUCGCAUGCAGGAAGAUAUAGCAGCAUUUAUUUGUUAAAUAUUUAUUAUGACGAGAUAAACAGUUAGUCUAGCUGAAUCUUUUAAGUAUUCCAUAGCUGUAAACCUGUUUCAUGGACAUUUUAACAGCAUUUUAAUGAGCAGGUAAAGAGAUGAGAUGGUUUGUAAGGUUGCUUUCACAUCUGUUUGAUGGAGUUCAAAUUAAUUCAGGUGAUUUUUUUUUUUUUUUUACAUGUUUGAUUCGGUUGAUUUUGGCUGAUGUUAUAAGCUGUUAAUCGGCAGCUUUUUGGUGUGGACAAAACAACUGGACAGUCCUUUUUUCAGCCUUGUUUCUACCCAUUUGUCAUUAUUUAUGACACUUGAAGCCUGGUUACAGUCUUGACUAAUAUCUAAAAUAAUGCAAGUGUUGUUUUCAGUUGCUGACAUUUGACUGUCACUAAAAUAGUAGCUUAACAACUGACAGAAUAUUAAUCUCUAACUAUUUUGACAACAAACAAGAACACCAAAUAUUUUCUGUCUUCAACUUUUCAAUGUGAUGAUUUAAUGCUUUAAUCUUCAGGUUUGAACCUUUGCUUGGUUAAAACAAGACAUCUGAAUAAAUCCAUCACCUUUGACUCUAGGAAAGUAUUUUCUGACAUUUUAUAGACCAAAUAAUAAAAGGAGAAAAUAUUUUUCCGGUUAAUUGAUAAUGAAAAGAAUCGCUUGUUGCUGCCCAUCACCAAAACUGUCCUAUUGACGAGUUACCUGUCAGUCCAUAUCAACUGUCACAGCUUUUUGCUUGUUUGAAAUUAGUCAGUGUGAACAAGAAAUAGACCACAAACACAACAACACGUGUCGUUUUAUGACCAAAUCAGUCAAACUACAGAUGUGAAAGCAACCUAAGGAGCUUUUAGACAUUUGUGCUAUUUCUUCACCAACAAGUGGACGUGGUUAGAUAGAAGCUGCUCAUUUUGAAUGCAAUGAAAAACCUGGGAAAUUAUUCAUUUUUUUAAAGAGUUUGAAUACUGGAGAAUAAACGCCAGAAACCGAUAUCAGUCGAACCCUUGUUUUCACACCUCCAGCCCAGUAUUGAAGUCUGCAGCACACAUACACAGCAGCCUACUGUUCCCUUCCUGUGAUAUCUAUCCACCCCAAACCCACUACAUUACUUUUUUAUUUUUUAUUGUUACACAGAAGGGAAAAAUAAAAAAACACAGGAGACAAAACACUUGACAUCUCUCACAGAAUCAUGAAUCAGUGAGUUUUUGUAGUGCUCGACUGUGAACUUCGGAGUGAAACGAACAAAAACACAAAGACUUUUCAUGAUGACUCCGUCUUGCAGAGAAGGACGGUCCUCCUUGCAAAGACAACUUCACCAAUACCAACUUAUUACAUACCACACUACAAACCAAGUCCUCUUUUUUUGUACUAAAAGUGGAAAAUAUUAUGAUAGAAUUGACUAUAUAUAUAUACACACCUUACAUGCUAAAUACUGUAAACAUUUGUUCCUUCCUUUAUAUUUGAUUUUCUUUUUUUGUUACCAGAGACUGUAAACCUUUAUAUUAUUUUAUGUUCCUCUUGUUUAAAAAAAAACAAAAAAAAAAACACUAUUGAGUGCCAACAUGGAUGACUUCAAAUGCAGCCAUGUGAAAGAACAAGAGACGCAGCGUUUGAAGCAGAAAGGAAAGUUUCCCCCUGAGGCUGUUUUUUUUUUCUUUCUUUUCUUAAAUUUAUAAAAAUGAAAUGAGAAAGGUCUUUUUUUUAUUUUUGUCUUCCAGCAGGGUUGUUAUGACAUUGUCACUCUUGAGAUGCUUUAAAUAUAAAAUCCACCCUAAAAACACUAAUGCUAUUACAUUUGUAUGUAUACCUUUUUAAAAAAAAAAAAAAGAAGCAGACAUUAUGUCACUGUCAUUUCCAGUGCUGUGUUUGACAUUUUGCUAUCGGAAUGUUCGUCAUCAGCUUUUUUCCACAUUUAAUACACAAGCUGUGAUUUAUACGUAAAGCUUUUAGGAUAUGGCAACAAGUAUGCAGAGUCAAACCAACAAUUAAUUAAUAACUUACAAGUAUUGUGUGUGUGCAUCCAAAGCCUGAUAUAUAUCUUACUCCUCUGUGCUGUAGAGCUCUGUCGUUGUCCAAAAUGCUAUUAAAAACGUCUCAGUGAGCAACAACGCUGCACUGGGUGACAUUUACCGUCAUUAUGAAGAUUAUGGUCAUGUUAGUUUAUUAAGAAACGGCUCCGAAGUUGAUUAAGAGUGAUCACAUUUUCAAUUUCUAGAGAGUUGUUCCUUAUUCUUUGACUCCUCUGUGCAUUCUGUUAACGGCGCUUCAUUAGCUUGUUGUGCUACAUAUCGCAACCUCUUCACCCCCUUAGUAAAGUUAUAUACAUUUUAUAGUGUAGAAUAAAGUCAAAAGGUUGUGAUGUGUCAUAUAACAAGUAAGCAAAGCAUUAUUAAUAUAGCACAUGUUCAGUGGAGUCUGCAUUACACAGAACUACUCUCCUGAAACUUAAAAAAAUAAAGAGAUCGCUGUUAUUUGUCUUUAAAGCCGUUUUCAAACAGUAAUGUUCAGCAGUAAUGUGUGUUUUUUAAAUGGUUUUUUGGACAUCAAAAGUCUACGGCACAGAAAGAAUAAGAUAUAUCAGGCAUCACUUUUAAGUAGAUCAGUUCAUUGUUGGUUUGUCUCUGGUGACAAUAAGUAAAACAGAGAAUCACCAGCACACUGAGCAUCAGGUCAAUAUGAAAGCAAAGCAGAAAAUGGUCUUUUACUGUAUGAAUUUUUAACUCUCUUUGGUUAAAUGUCCCAAUAUUUUGUUUCAGAAUGCGUCCUUUUCCUCAGGCAGAGCAAUCACUAACUUGUUGGUGUCUUUAUUAUAACAUUAUGUCCAUUGUAACUCUGAGUAAAGCAAGUGAACACUUAAAAAUGGUUAUAAAAUGUGGUAAAUGAGUGUAACCAGUGUCAAUAACACAAAUCAUCCUGUGGUUAAAGUCUUAUUUUUAAUAUAUCAAACUACAAUUGGUUGUACCUUUUUUUUUUUUUUUUUUUUUACAUAUUCUUUUGCCUAUGAUGCAUGAAUGAAAUGGAUGUCUUGAAUAUUAGGCAGUGCUUGAACUACAAUAGGAACAGGGGUGAGUGACGAACCUCAACUGCACAUAGAAGUUGGUUGUUUUUUGUUUUAUUGUCAGCCACCAGGGAGGAUCUGCUGAUUAACGUCCUCUCUACCUCACGUCUGCUGUCAAUAAAGUAAAG
Messenger RNA from Scomber scombrus (Atlantic mackerel), 4789 nucleotides. RefSeq names its product adapter molecule crk-like. Gene Ontology annotation, molecular function: protein binding. The record is from RefSeq and is a predicted model, not a curated record. The transcript has 3 exons. NCBI's taxonomy places the organism in Eukaryota, Metazoa, Chordata, Actinopteri, Scombriformes, Scombridae. Bases 297 to 1253 code for a protein of 318 amino acids.